GAGAAAGAAGACUUUUCUUUCUUCAGCAAGUAACUGAGUAUAUUUCGGUUUUUUUCUUAAUCUUUCUCCAAAAUUCAAUUUUUUUUUCGUUUUUAAUAAUUUAAGUUUAAAAAAAAAUUCUUGUCCAUAAUUUCCGUUUUCCUUAAAUUCAGCUGUCCUAACGUCAAAACUCAGACACUCGCUUGCGUGUCUCCCUCUUAAAGUCUCCCCCAUCUCUCUCUCUCUCUCUCUCUCUUUCUCCUUCGUUUCUCUCUGUUUCUGUGGCCUAUUUUUCAAAGAAGAAGAAACCCAAUUUAUCUCUCUCUCCCUCUCGCAAGGAAUCAUGGUGUUUGGAAAAGGGUCAACGAAAAAAUCGAACCUUGACAGGUUCCUUCAUUGUACAACACCUGUAGUGCCACCCCAGUCUCUUCCCAAGGCGGAGAUUAGGAGUUUGAAUCGGAUUUGGCAUCCGUGGGAGAGAGAAAAUGUUGAGUUUUUCAGAUUGAGUGAUCUAUGGGAUUGUUAUGAUGAAUGGAGUGCUUAUGGAGCUGGUGUUCCUAUUCGUCUCACCAAUGGAGAAUCUCUUGUUCAAUAUUAUGUUCCUUAUCUCUCUGCUAUUCAGAUUUUCACCUCUCGUUCUUCCUUGAUCCGCUUGAGGGAUGACUCUGAAGAUGGGGAAAGCAGAGAUUCCUUUAGUGAUUCAUAUAGUGAUGAGAGUGAAAGUGAUAAGCUUUCGAGAAGCGCUUCUGAGGAAGGACUUGAGCACGAUGCUCUCUUGCAUCCUAAUGAUCGCUUGGGAUAUCUAUACCUGCAAUACUUUGAGAGAUCAGCUCCUUAUGCUCGAGUUCCUCUCAUGGAUAAGAUCAAUGAAUUGGCUCAGAGGUACCCUGGAUUAAUGUCGUUGAGAAGCGUAGACCUUUCCCCGGCAAGUUGGAUGGCGGUAGCUUGGUACCCGAUUUACCAUAUUCCAAUGGGAAGGACCAUCAAAGAUUUGUCCACUUGUUUCCUAAGCUAUCACACUCUUUCUUCUUCUUUCCAAGAUAUGGAGCCAGAAGAGAAUGGUGGGGAAAAGGAGAGGAUCCGAAAGGAAGGAGAAGGUGUAACUUUGCGUCCUUUCGGGUUAGCCACAUACAAGAUGCAAGGCAAUGUUUGGCUCUCGGAAGACAAUCAAGGUCAAGAUCAAGAGCGAGUUGUGUCACUUCUAAGUGUUGCGGAUUCUUGGCUGAAACAGCUAAGAGUCCAACACCAUGACUUCAACUACUUCUCAAGAAUGGCUCACCGUGGCUGAAACAAAUCUGUCGCUAUACGGAUGAUUUCAUAUGUAGAUUUUUUUAUGUCUUUUUGUUUUUCUUGUUGGUCUCAAGUGACAAGGAGAUUACUGUUUUCCCUGGUCACAAUUUGUCCAGUGGUUGGAGUAGAAGUGGCAGCGUCGAGGAGGCUCAGACCGCUAACUGAGCGUUUCCUUAAAGGCAAUUACAGGAGUUUCAGCGUUUUGGGUGUAGAAUAGGUUUAAAGUCCUAUCAAUGGGAGAUGUCGUAUAUCAUAAGUACUGAUUUCUUGAGAAGAGUGGUUUCUUGUUGUUGUUGUUUCUUGAUAACAUUGACUGAGAGAGGUUCUUGUUCUUGUACCUGAGAGUGUACUUAGUAUAAUACUUUAAUGGAGUAGUAAAUAUAACGAAUCUGAUCAUAUACAUAUUUGUAAUUGUUUUUACACAAAUAUUAUACUCAAUCUUUAUAUCAUA
Capsella rubella is the source of this 1720-nucleotide messenger RNA. RefSeq lists its product as uncharacterized. Bases 323 to 1267 code for a protein of 314 amino acids. The transcript has 5 exons. Lineage: Eukaryota; Viridiplantae; Streptophyta; Magnoliopsida; Brassicales; Brassicaceae. The record is from RefSeq and is a predicted model, not a curated record.